ACAACACAUACAUGUAACGCUCACUGUAUCGCAUGUUGUUCGCCUCUAUGGCGCGUGUUUCGCAUAACGCGUGGCAAGACGUAUACGUAUGUAAGGCUUUGGUUGAGGGCGCAGCCACUCUUGACGCGCAAAGGAGCUGCCUGGACCUGAAUAUCGCUGCCUCGACACUGUUAUGUAGGCGCAUUGAGUCGCGUAGCCAUGGGUAUCGAUCGCGUCUCUGUCUCAUCGUACUGCUUGGCACCACACGUUUGAACACUCUGCUGUCCCUAUUUUCCUCGUACUAAUUCAUCUCCAAUCGCCUGGCAUCAAUCGAGGCGCCCUUUGCCAAGUCACAUCAUGGCCACCAAGCCUCCCUCAGGACAAUUGCGACCCACCUCGGAGGCGGACGUACGGCAAUCUAUCCUUGAUCAAGCACAAGCUGCUGCUGCCGCUCAGGAUGAUCCCGCACAACCAAGAAGACCGGAGGCCCUACUGCAAGAAGCCGAUCUUGUCACCCCCGAUGCGGUGGAGGACGACGAGGCCCCUCCUGCCUACUACGGCGGCGUCUACGGCGAGAUUCACAAUGAGAAGGACGGCUGGGGCACGAGUGCCCGUGUCACGGACGAUGGCCGUGUCAACAUCCGCAUUAAUCAAUUUAACCGGCGUUUGUCCCAGGUGUUCACCCCGGUUCUGCGUCAACAGGCACAGCAGACCACCCAAGAGACUGGCGAUCACCGCCCUUCCACGCAUGGUUUGGAGGAGGCGACUGACACUUCUCCACCUCCGGCCUUGAACAUCGUCAUCCAGGUCGUGGGCUCGCGUGGAGACGUUCAGCCCUUUGUCGCUUUGGGAAAGGUCUUGAGGGAGACCUACGGCCAUCGUGUGCGGCUGGCGACACAUCCUGUGUUCAAGGACUUUGUGGAGGAGAAUGGUCUGGAGUUCUUCAGUAUCGGCGGCGACCCUUCCCGAUUAAUGGCCUUCAUGGUCAACAACCCUGGCCUGAUACCGAGUUUCCGCAGCUUAUCAAAUGGAGACGUACGUGCGCGAAGACGGGAUGUCGGCGAGUAUCUUCAAGGCUGCUGGCGAUCAUGUUACGAAGCCGGUGACGGAACGAGAAUCCAUGCCACCGGCGAUGACAUCUCCGAGGUUUCUGGUUACGACUCCGGCUCUGAAUCCACAGCAAGACCCUUUGUUGCUGACUGCAUCAUUGCCAACCCUCCAAGCUUUGCUCACAUCCAUUGCGCAGAGAAGCUGGGUAUCCCGCUCCAUAUCAUGUUUACCAUGCCAUACUCUCCCACCCAGGCUUUUCCUCAUCCGCUAGCGAACAUUCAGUCCUCGAAUGCCGACCCCCAACUCACUAACUUCAUCAGCUAUGCUAUGAUCGAACUCCUCACAUGGCAAGGUCUAGGUGAUGUUAUUAACCGUUUUCGCAACAAAUGCCUCCGUCUGGAUCCCGUGAGUGUCUUUUCCGGCCCUGGGAUGCUUCAGCGGCUUAGGGUUCCUCAUACUUACUGCUGGUCUCCAGCCCUGAUACCUAAACCGAAUGAUUGGGGUGCCCAUGUCUCCAUCUCUGGGUAUUACAAGCUGGCCUCUGAUGAAUAUACUCCAGCCCCUGAACUUCAGGCUUUCCUCAAUAAUGGCCCACCGCCUGUGUAUAUAGGGUUCGGGAGCAUCGUCUUGGAAAAUCCCAAUGCGCUGACGGAGCUUAUCUUCCAGGCUGUGCGGAAGACCGGACAACGUGUACUGCUUUCCCAGGGAUGGGGCGGCCUAGGCGCAGAUGAACUCUCACGAACUGCACCUGACGGCGUCUUCAUGCUUGGCAACGUGCCGCAUGACUGGCUUUUCAAACAUGUGUCUUGCGUGGUACAUCACGGAGGCGCAGGAACUACAGCAGCAGGCAUAACCGCCGGCCGGCCGACUGUGAUCGUCCCGUUCUUCGGGGACCAGCCGUUCUGGGGCGGCGUAAUUGCAAGAGCAGGCGCGGGCCCUCAGCCGAUCCCACACAAACGACUCACUUCGGACAAGCUAGCCGAUGCUAUUACCUUCUGCUUGAGGCCCGAAAGCCUGGCACGCGCUCAAGAACUUGCAAGCAAGAUCGCCGCAGAGCGAGGUAGCGAGACCGGUGCUCAGCUAUUCCAUCAACACCUCAACGUGGACCGACUCCGUUGCACCCUUGCACCGUCUCGGCCCGCUGUGUGGCGUAUCAAGAGAACCAAGGUGAGGUUGAGCGCUUUUGCGGCUUGUACCCUGGCGAAUGCGAAUUUGUUGGACUUUCACGACCUGAAGCUCUUUAGAGCACGAGAAUGGAGUAUCGACGAAGGUCCGGUUGAUCCGAUAUCUGGAGGCUUCACCGCGGCUCUCGGAGCAUUCGGGGGUAUGGCGAUGGGGUUGGCGGAGGUGCCUUCGGAGACGUUCAAAGCUCUGCAGACUCCAUCGACCUCUCGAUCUGUUCCUGACCAGUCCCAGACAUCAGUUCCAGCAGCUACCAUGUCGAAGGAAACCUUGUCCAUAGAUGUACCGGAAGGAUCGACUGCUCCGACUUCGUCUGGACGAGGUCGGCCGAGCUUGGAUAGGCAAGAAUCGACUGCGAGUGGAUUGAGCCUUUCCGACCUCUCCGUUCUGUCUUCGCCCACCUCGAAUACCCCACCAGGCUCUCAGGUCAACACGUUGCAACAUGAGUUGAGUCGUAGACCCCGCGGCGUCGCCCGAGAUGGCGUCCGCAGUCGAGUCGAGUCCGCCGCCGGCCUGGACCGCGACAUGCUGCGCCACACAGGCGUCCAUACGAGCAAAGGCGUUGGCCGUUUCGCCAAAGCGCUCGUGCAGUCACCUAUGGAUCUCUCGGUAAGCUUCACCAAAGGCUUCCACAACGUUCCCAAGCUCUGGGGAGACGAUACCGUACGCCCUCAAGAGCGGGUCACCGGUUUGAAGUCAGGCCUUGUCGCAGUAGGACGAGAAUUUGGCUUUGGCUUUUACGAUGGCAUAACUGGAUUGGUUACACAGCCCAUGAACGGUAUGCAGAAGGAAGGUGUCAGCGGCUUGUUGAAAGGAGUCGGAAAGGGAAUCGGAGGACUCGUUGCGAAGCCUGGCGCAGCGAUGUUUGGAGUUCUAGGGCAUACGAUGAAAGGGAUUCAUAAGGAGGUGCAGAAGUCGUUUGGGAAGAGUGUGCAGAGCUACGUUGCUGCGUCCAGGGCGGCGCAGGGGUAUGAGGAGUGGUUGCAAAGCGGAGAAAGGGAAAGGGAAGAUGUCAUUGAGAGGUGGAGGCUGAUUCAAAAGUAUCUGAAGAAAAGCCACAAUAACGAGAAGAUGAUGGUGGAUGCGCUGGAAGCACAGCGAAGGAGGAACCUUGCAAACGAUGCGACCCGCCAGCAAGACGGACGACCUGCGAGUGCCACUCAGCCACCCAACAGUACCGAUGCUGUGGCCGGAGGCUACGGAAAUGCUAUGCCCACCACGGACUUCUCUGGAUCCUCCUUGCGCCCUGCCGCUACAGCAGCCCAGGGUUCAUUGGGAGCAUUCGAAGCCAACGAGCCCAUCCGCUCUUCAUUCCAGGGCAUGUCACCUGAUGGCGCAGAAGAGGCGGAGGACGCCAAUGUGUUCAGAGCGAUCCGGGAAAACGUGUCUCAGCUUCAACGCCAACGGCAGGCAGCGUCAGAUCCUGAAGCCGCUCAAGGGACUGUGCGCGAAACGAUGGCUCCCAGCCAUGCGGAAAAUCAGAGAUCCUCAAGCGAAGCCUUGGACUCCAGUGAAUGGGAGUCGCAGAUCAGUCUUACAAAUGAGGAAGGUGAGGACUCAGAAUACGAGCACGCGGUCGAACGACCCGGCACAGCGGCGGCUACGGCCAGUGGGUCAACAGGCGUCCAGCGACCGCCCGCGUACGAUUCAGGACAUCUUGCGGGUACCACGCAAAGUGAGUUCGAGGCGCAACGACAGGGACAGGAAGGUGAGAAGACGGCACAGGAGAAGAUGGAAGAAGAUAUCGUGAUGGAGUAUGUCAAGAAGCAAAGCCUCCUGGAAGCGUCUCAUCAACACAAACGCAAAAGCCGUGCCACAACAACAGAGCCUACCGAGGAUGAGGACUUGCAGAAGGCGUUGGAGUUGAGCAUGCAAGGACAUGGACAGGAUGCGGAGGUUCAUGGUGGGGAGGCUUCGAGGAUGUGAUUUCAUGAUUGAUAGAAAUAGACUCUCUAGAUCAGCAGUAGACUCUACGAAGAUCUCACAC
Baudoinia panamericana UAMH 10762 is the source of this 4198-nucleotide messenger RNA. Its product is annotated as glycosyltransferase family 1 protein. Bases 337 to 4137 code for a protein of 1266 amino acids. NCBI's taxonomy places the organism in Eukaryota, Fungi, Ascomycota, Dothideomycetes, Mycosphaerellales, Teratosphaeriaceae. The record is from RefSeq and is a predicted model, not a curated record. The transcript has 3 exons. Gene Ontology annotation, molecular function: UDP-glycosyltransferase activity; hexosyltransferase activity. Gene Ontology annotation, biological process: carbohydrate metabolic process.